Messenger RNA from Onychostruthus taczanowskii (white-rumped snowfinch), 1837 nucleotides. It is a transcript of the gene GSTZ1, whose product is annotated as glutathione S-transferase zeta 1. The record is from RefSeq and is a predicted model, not a curated record. The transcript is spliced from 9 exons. NCBI's taxonomy places the organism in Eukaryota, Metazoa, Chordata, Aves, Passeriformes, Passeridae. Gene Ontology annotation, biological process: glutathione metabolic process; L-phenylalanine catabolic process. Gene Ontology annotation, molecular function: maleylacetoacetate isomerase activity; glutathione transferase activity. The coding region runs from base 111 to 764 and encodes 217 amino acids. Gene Ontology annotation, cellular component: cytoplasm; mitochondrion.
CGGCGCAUCCUGGGCGCGGAGCGCGGGCGGGGCGCGGGGCACGCCGGGGGAUGCAGUCCCGGGAUGCGGCGCCCGCAGCCGCCGAGCCCUGAGCGGAGGCCGGGACGGCGAUGAGCGCCGCCGCCGCCAAGCCAAUACUGUACAGCUAUUUCCGAAGUUCCUGUUCUUGGAGAGUGCGAAUCGCACUGGCUCUGAAAGGAAUUUCCUAUGACCUGGUCCCAGUGAACCUCAUUAAGGAUGGAGGACAGCAGUUUUCUGCUGAAUUCAAGGCACUGAAUCCAAUGCAGCAAGUCCCAGCCUUGAAAAUUGAUGGCAUCACCCUUUCUCAGUCACUAGCUAUAAUUAAUUACCUAGAAGAGACACAUCCUCACCCCAGGCUCCUGCCCCAGGAUCCAAAGAAGAGAGCCCAAGUCAGAAUGAUCGCUGAUCACAUUGUCUCUGGCAUUCAGCCUCUCCAGAACCUGAGUGUCCUGAAACAAAUGGGGGAGAAAAAAAUGGAAUGGGCCCAGAACUGUAUCAUGUCUGGCUUUCAAGCACUGGAGCAGAUUCUGCAGCACACUGCUGGACGCUACUGUGUGGGGGAUGAAGUUUCCAUGGCUGAUCUGUGUUUAGUGCCUCAAGUUGCCAAUGCUGAAAGAUUCAAAGUGGACAUGGGUCCAUAUCCCACAAUAACCAGAAUAAAUAAAGCUCUCUUGGAGUUAGAGGCCUUCAAAAUAAGCCACCCUUCCCGGCAGCCAGAUACUCCUGCAGAGCUGCGAGCUUGAAGCCCUUGUACUCACUAAAUCUAGAAAGCUGCCAUGAUAAAGAAGACAACACCUACAGGAUGAGUACGACUUCAGUGCCAGUAGGAAACCCCAGUACUACUGUUUCCCUUUCAUCUGGAUGGGAAGGACAGAGGACCUGGAAGUAGUGUGGAUGACUUCCAGGAGCUAUGCCUGUGCUGGAAUACCUGCAGCUAAUAGAUUGCAUAGAAAAAACUAUCUCCAUGAAGCAGAUUAAAGCAGAAGUAUCCAUAAUGAUCAGAAGUUCCCUCUGUAUGGCUUUGGGUUGGGGAAUGUGGCCACAAACAACUGUCUGUACUCCCCACAGGGGCUACUUCAUUCUACCAUCUACAGAAAGAUCAUCAGGGAAUCAGUGUACACAGUGUGCUUAUCCUUGGAGCUGCCUCAGAGCCACAGCACAGUCAUCAGUUCCAUGGAUAUAAACAAUCACAUCUAGUCUCUGAUGGAAUAUAGCUAAGCCAUUGUUGGGGUCUUGAAAGAGUCAAGUUGGCAACUCUGUCACCCCUUGCAAUAACAAGAGCAGUCACACAGAACUUAUAAAAGGUCUGCCUAGAGCAAAGCUAGGUGAUGGUGCCUUAAGACAGCAAGGCACAACCAGCUCUCUCCCCUACAAUGAAACUUAUGUUCUCUUAUUUUUCCCAUCCUCAGAUACUGCUCUAGGUGGUUUCCUAGCCUUCAGCUGCAGAAUGUUUCCCAAGGAAAUCCCACCCCAGAUUCCCUCCAAACCAGAAUCAUGCCUGUACUUUUACUGUAAAAGAGCAGCAGUAAAUACCAUUCCACUCAUCCCAAAUGAAACCAAACACCUAAGUCACCUAACAAAGCUGAAAGCACCCUGGGAAUUCCAGCUAAAACCUGUAGGGCAAGAAAGGAACCCAUAACCUUUGUUUGUGUUCUUGUGCAGAGUCACCUCAGAUCCCACUGAAUGUUUUGGCACCUGAGCCCAGAUACUCUAUAUCAGGUACCCUAGGAAAACAAUACCUAUGGCCUUCAAACUUUACAAACCCACAAUCUCCUGUACCAAGGUGCCAUUCAUCUACAUACAGAUACCUGGACUA